AUGCGCACCCGCGGGAAGCCGCCCGCCGCGCCCGAGUGCGACUGGCCCAAGCUGCAGGAGGAGAGCGGAAGCAGUGGCAGUCAGAUCAAUGAAGAAAGGUACCCUCCGCGGCCCAUCAAGCACCAAGAGCGCCGCGCAGCCGCCCAGACCUCGCAGCCCUCGCAGCCUUCACAGCCCUCGCAGCCUUCACAGCCCUCACGGCCAGCGCGGCUCGAUCCCGAACGGGAGCAGCACCGGGCGUUGUCGCAGCUGCUGGCAGUCGCUGUGCAGCGGAUCGACCAGACGGGAAUCAAUUUGGUUGCGAGACUGGAUCAAGAGGAGUGGCGCGCCAAGAACCGCCGCUUCAAGCGCGACUUGGAGGCUUCCCUGGGCGCUGCGGAGCUGCAGCGCUUCAAGGACGACGGAGCGUCGGCCUCGCUCCGUCUGGAAUUUUCCACGCAAUACCGCUACAACCUCCGCGAUGCCGAUUCCACCCCCGCGGCCGCCGAGGCGGCCGCGACCUAUGCACAGAGGGUGCUGGAGGUCUUUGCCACAACCAUGGCCAGAUCAGGCGAAGCGGUCGCGGCGGAGCUGCUGUGCGACCUGGUGUUGCUGCUGCCUGACGAGGCUCCGCGGCAUCUUCUCCACACCGCACUGGACGAGCUCCGCGCCCGCGAAGAGCUCCGCGCCGCCCCGCCAACGGGGCCGGCGACGGGGUCGGCAAAGGCCCAGGCGAAGGCCCAGACCAAGGCCCAGGCGAAGGCUGUGCCCAAAGGGGUGCCGGAGCCGAAGAUGGCGCCGAAAGCGUUCAUUCGUAAGUUCCAAACAGCGACAGCUCAGUGCGCUCUAGGAGGUCGCUUGAGCUUCCUCUCCUCCUUGAACGCGGUGCUGGACGUCUUGGUGAUUCCACGUACUCCAUCAGUGUCCCAGCAGGCCUUGCGUCGAUGCGUGAAGCAACUGGACGCUCAGCAGGCCGAGUCUUUGCAGCUGAUGCAUCAGCACCUGGUGGAUGCCGGGGGCGCAUCCUUGGACUUUGAACCCAUGGACCGCCACUUGGAAGGGAUCGAGCGAGGUCUCCUCUCCUUGCGGCCCUUGCUAGUGCUGAAGCUUGCGGCGAAUGACGAGACCUCCGGCGCUGACCGUCAACGGAGCUGGUGGGAGUGGAAGGAGGCUGCCGCAGCAGCUGUUCAGCGCUUGGGGCAGAAGGAAAGUGCUGCGGUGCAGCUCUAUGUCUCAAUGUCCCUGAAGCAGCUGGACGACAUAGGAAAUCGGCGCCGCCACCCGGUGCCGCUGACUGGCCAACGCUGCCGCCCGGGGUGCCCAGAGGGCUGGACGCUGGAGCUCGGUGUGAUCGCACAAGAAGAUGGAGCUGGGGUGAAAGAGUUCCGCUCAGAGUGA
Durusdinium trenchii is the source of this 1377-nucleotide messenger RNA. NCBI's taxonomy places the organism in Eukaryota, Dinophyceae, Suessiales, Symbiodiniaceae. The record is from the annotation of a GenBank genome assembly.